GUGCUGCUAUUCGUAAACUUAUGAUUUCCUUUCACACAAAUUCAUGGCUAAACAUCCCAAACAUAACACGACAAAACUUUACCGGGACACUUUUCAGCGUUCGCUUUGCUUGUAAUACAAUUAUGACGUGAUUCUGACUCUCACACAGCAACUGUUACUGUCAUUUAUGUCUGCGCAUGACUUAAUGCAAGUAUGUGGACUGAACAGGAUGAUAGCGUGUGUUAGCAUAUCACGACAGGAAAUUAGCUCGUUAGCUUGGACAGGUGAGCUGAGUGUUGUUAUGAAGCUUCUUUUCUCGGCGUCCUAUUCAUGAUCUACUUUAGUCCUAGUGGCAUCUUCAUUAUGGACGCCGGGAGAAUUGUAAUCCGAAUAAAAACUCCGUUAGGGGACAUGGAUUCUUCCGUCGACUGUCCAUCACUGCUAAACUUCAGUGACUUGCUGGGCGCCAUCAGGGAUGUUAUGCCUGAAGCCACCGUCACUGCCUUUGAAUAUGAAGAUGAGGUUGGUGACAGAAUCACAGUGAGAAGCGACGAAGAGCUCAAAGCCAUGUUGUCAUAUUACUGCGCUACAGUGAAUGAAGAACGCUUGAAUGGACAGCUUCCAGAACCUCUUCAGAUAUUUCCGCGAGCCGGCAAGACUCCGGGGAUCCGGAACAUACAUGGCCUGAAGGUGAAUACAAGACCUAACCCAGUCAAUGACUGUACACAUGGCGUGACAGACGCUAUGGCAAACAAGAGCUUAAAGAAAUCAUCUGCUGAGUUAAAGAGGAUCUUGACAACUGGGCAGAUAAAUGCCCAGGAUAUCCAAUACCAAGAACAGCUUGGACAAGGAAAUGGAGGGACGGUCUACAAAGCGUAUCAUCUACUCGGCAAGCGUGUCUUAGCUGUCAAGGUAAUUCCUCUUGACAUCACUGUGGAGCUCCAAAAGCAGAUAAUGUCAGAGUUAGAAAUUCUCUACAAGUGUGACUCACCUUACAUCAUCACCUUCUUCAGUGCUUUUUUUGUGGAGAACAGAAUAUCCAUCUGUACAGAAUUCAUGGAUGGUGGUUCACUUGACGUGUAUAAAAGGAUUCCGGAGCAUGUCCUGGGAAGGAUUGCUGUGGCAGUUGUGAAAGGCCUAACAUACCUGUGGAGCUUAAAGAUACUUCACCGAGAUGUCAAGCCCUCCAAUAUGCUGGUGAACACCCGAGGACAAGUCAAGCUAUGCGACUUUGGUGUCAGCACUCAGUUGGUGAAUUCAAUUGCCAAAACAUAUGUGGGAACAAAUGCAUACAUGGCGCCAGAACGCAUAUCAGGGGAACAGUAUGGUAUCCAUGCAGAUGUCUGGAGUGUUGGAAUCUCUUUCAUGGAGCUGGCCCUCGGAAUGUUUCCCUAUCCACAGAUCCAGAAAAACCAAGGAUCUUUAAUGCCUCUUCAGUUACUGCAAUGCAUCGUCGAUGAGGAUCCGCCAGUUCUCCCUGCAGGACAGUUCAGCGAGAUGUUUGUUCACUUCAUCACUCAGUGCAUGAGAAGACAACCCAAAGAGAGACCUGCACCCAAUAACUUGAUGGAUCAUUCCUUCAUCGUGCAAUACAAUGAUGGAAAUGCAGAGGUGGUGUCCAUGUGGGUCUGUCGCUGCUUGGAAGCGAGGCGAAACACAGCAGGCUCAAGGGCGUAACUUGCGCCUUGAUGGACCAUGACAUUUUCAGCCAGUCCCUUGACCACUGCAAGGCUUCAAGGUCAUGUACUGUAUGUCCAUCUGCACUCUGCAAAUGACUCAGUCGACAAGGUUGCCUGUCACUCGAUGUUUGAGCCUUUUUGCAUCACUUUUGUGCAGUGACAGGAGCUCACAUUCUUUCAACUCACUCUUAAGCUUUUUGCAUUCAUUAUGAAGAACCCCCCCAGCGCUGGUCUUCUUCUGCCAUCCAGCCGGAUGAACAAAGAUUGAAAAGGUGAUUGGUGAUUGGAACUUCAACGUUUAAGAUUGCAAUAUUCUGAGAGUGAUGGUGGUUUUGGCACCCUGCUUGUGAAUGUUAAGGUGUUUGCCUGGGACUACCAGCCAUGUGUGUUCCUCCUCUUCCCAGUGGUAUCAUUUCACGCUUCAGCAACCAUAGCUUGUCUCCAGGAUAGCAAUAUUUUCUGGCAAAAUAUAGCCAUUUAUAAUACCUUUAGAAGAGGAUCCGCCCACUGGUGUCCCAACUCCUUGUUAGUGACAGGAAUCGGGGUGUGCGCAAUUAUUUCAGCUUGACACUCAAAUAGGAAAUUUGGCUCCUCCUCGGGAGAAACAUUUUUAGCGCCAACAGUAUUGACCUACCUAUUUGUAUCAAAUCAACUAAUGGUACACAACUCCUCGGACAUUAAUUUAUCGCAGCAGCACAAAUCAAAAUACCCUUUGCCAAGAAUAUGUGCACUUGCUUGACAAUCAAUGAAAAGCUUUUUAUUCUGACAAUCGUUGACCCAAUAGAAUGUCCAGUCCUCUACCGCUUUGGUCUUGAUCUCGAUCCUCAUUUUCAGAGUGGCUGGUCUCAAAGGAUUUUGGAUAAGCCUACGCCAAGCAUUUUUUUUUUUUUUUUAAGAAUAUGCAUACUCAACUUUAAAAACAGGGUUUCACUCAAUUUGGCCAUCUUAAAUUAUCCAAAGCCCUUGAAAGAAAUCUUGGAAAGGAAAGACUAAGCUCUGCGGCUCUUUAUUUGCUUUUUGUUUUUGCGGCAUACAUGCAGGCUUGAAGUAAAAAAGAAAAAAGAAAAACACAUUCCUGUCCCUGAGGAAUCAAAUAUUGUUACAUUCAAGACACUGCUUUGUGCUGUGAUGCAUCAUCCAUUGUUUAAAAAUAAAGUUGUAAUGUGAUCAAACAUUA
Molecule: messenger RNA, 2835 nt
Organism: Hippocampus comes (tiger tail seahorse)
Lineage: Eukaryota; Metazoa; Chordata; Actinopteri; Syngnathiformes; Syngnathidae
Gene: map2k5
Product: mitogen-activated protein kinase kinase 5
Exons: 22
Coding region: 310-1656 (448 amino acids)
Biological process (GO): MAPK cascade; protein phosphorylation
Molecular function (GO): ATP binding; MAP kinase kinase activity; protein binding
Source: RefSeq, a predicted model, not a curated record